AUGAUUACAGUAACAUGUGGCUGUGGACGUUUGCGUCAGCAGAGACGCUGUGGUGCGUCCAAGGCUGUCACAUCCAAGGGCCAGGUUCAACAACCGGAACGGUUGCCUUCACUAACUCCGUUGAAUUGCGAUGACGAGUGCACCCGUUUGGAGCGUAACCGAUCUUUGGCCUCUGCUCUUGGGAUUGAUAUCAACCCGAGUACGACAGUGCAGGCUUUUACCUCCAGCAAUCUCCCGUAUUCCACUGAAACCCUCGAUCAGUACGUUAAACUCGCAUCUUCAGUCCCUCUGUCGACACUGCAAACAUACGAGGCAACCUUGCACUCCCUAGCCACCGAUCCCACGAAUCGGUCCGUCCGCUUCCAGCCCGCCAAAUCGACACUCCGGUCAUAUAGCCAUUCUCUUGCGACUGACUGGGGCUUCAACACUGAAAGUCACGAUCCUGAGCCCCAUCGCCAUGUCUUCGUGCUCAAGCCUCUUGCCUGGACGCCACCAGUUUUCGGCAUGGGCACUGGUUCGUCCAUUGGCAUUGGCGGCAUGAGUGUCCGCGAAUGUGUCAAACUCCGCGAGCGAGAGUUGACUAAAGAGCGCGAUGCUCAACGUGCAGCCGCUCUCGAGGCCAAGGCUGCGCGUGAUGCGGCAAAAACGCAAGCAGGAUCCGACGGUUGGGCUCAGAGCUCGUUCACGGGUCGAACUAUGUUCUCUGCUCUUGAUCAGAAUAGAAACAUGCCGUCUGACUCCAAGAAGGAGCGUUUGGUCCUUCGCUCGGGCGUUGGAACCAGCAAGACUUUGCGCUCGCAGCCUCCUGCUGAAAUUUUUGACAGCUGGGAGGACGCAGAGGAGAAGGAAGAAGAGGAAGAAAGACAGGAUGAGAAAAUGAAUGCUGAGAGGAAGGAGGCUGUGCCUCAAGAGACGCAAGAGAGUUCACCUGAGGUCCUUGAAGUUUCCGAAACUCCUGUUCCCGAAGCUUCUGCUCCUUCCGCUCCGGCGGAGCAGGAUAAGCCAGUCGAGGCCAGUGAAGUGCCAACACCUGAUUUGAUGCCCGUGGCUGAUGUGGCAUACUCAGAUGCUUGA
Molecule: messenger RNA, 1074 nt
Organism: Penicillium maclennaniae
Lineage: Eukaryota; Fungi; Ascomycota; Eurotiomycetes; Eurotiales; Aspergillaceae
Exons: 2
Coding region: 1-1074 (357 amino acids)
Biological process (GO): negative regulation of transcription by RNA polymerase II
Cellular component (GO): nucleus
Molecular function (GO): DNA-binding transcription factor activity, RNA polymerase II-specific; RNA polymerase II transcription regulatory region sequence-specific DNA binding
Source: RefSeq, a predicted model, not a curated record